Molecule: messenger RNA, 1818 nt
Organism: Trypanosoma conorhini
Lineage: Eukaryota; Euglenozoa; Kinetoplastea; Trypanosomatida; Trypanosomatidae
Product: putative ecotin
Exons: 1
Coding region: 1-1818 (605 amino acids)
Source: RefSeq, a predicted model, not a curated record
AUGAUUAAGUAUGUAAUUCAGCAGAUCCUAUGGAUCAUCAGCGUCACGGCGCAGCUGCUUGCGGCAAUGGGCCUCGGCGUCCAGUGGAUGUUCAUGGCCAUUCGCCUAGUCACCUUCGCGGUGCUCGACCUCGGCUACUUCCUCCCGCACAUGGUGAAGCACUUUUUGUCGCCGAGCAUCAUCCGCCGUGUCUCCUACCGCUCCUCCAAGCGAACCAGGCAACGCAACCUGCAGAUAUUCCUCCAACAGGUGGCACGUAUUCCCCCGGCGAAGCGCAAUGCGGAACGCGGCGAGGCGUCGCCGACCGCCCCUCGGCGGCGCACAGACCCUGACAUGGACGCCGUGGAGCUGCUGGCCUCCACACUAAACCCCGCCGACGGUCGGUUGAUGAUGGGGCUGCCGCUGGGGUCGUCCUCGCUGACGUCGGCGCCAGGGGCCGUGGAGGAAGACGCGAUGAUGCAGAGCAUCGGCUCCUUCAGUAACACCGUGGCGUUUAUUCAAAACUACUACGCCGCCGCCGCCGCCGCCGCCGCCGCCGCGGAUGACGCGGCGGGUGGCACCGUCGAGCCGGCGGGGGAGCAAAAAAACCCCGACGCGCCGCCGAGUGCGGCGGUGGAGCCCACCUCAACAGGCGAGUCCGACGACGACGAGGACGAGGAGGACCGGAAAAAUCUUCAUAACCGCGCCACGCUCGAUAUUUACCUGCCGGUGCCCCUCGACUCGCUCUUUCGCAUGAUGGAGCAGGAGCGAAUGAUCUCGUCGCGGUCGAGGCUGCAGCGCAAAAAGUUCCCUAUUGUGAUCUCAGUUGUGGGCGGCGCGUGGAUUGUCGGCUUCUCCUUCUGGAACUUUCUCUUGGCUCCACUUCUUGCCGCACGCGGGUACGUUGUGUUCUGCCCCGACUACCGCAACUUCCCGCAGACGGACAUGGAGGGGAUGGUGCUGGACGUCUCAGACGCCGUGGGGUGGGUGCUACAAAACGCCGAGCGCUACGGUGGGGACGUCGCGGACGUCACGCUCGUCGGACAGUCGGCGGGCGCCCACCUCACGAUGAUGUCGCUGCUUUCGCAGGCGCAGCUGAGCGCGCACGCCGUCGCCGGUGGCACCCCACCGAGCACCGCCGCGUACAACGUCCCCCGCUACAACCCCCGCGCCUCCAUUCGCCAAUACGUUGGGCUGAGCGGCAUUUAUAAUAUUCGCGGUCUGGUGAGGCACUUUGACCGCCGAGGGCUCUACCGCAGCGUGCUGUACCAGAUCGCCGGGGGCCGCUCCCGCCUGCCCCGCUUCUCGCCGACGGCGUACUUUGAUGAGCGACGCUGCGGCGCCACAGGGGAGGUGCUGCCCAAAAACAUCUUUGAUUUUCUCCCCCAACGCAUGCACUUUAUUCACGGGGACGCGGACUGCAGCGCCCCUGUGUCGGAGUCGGCAAAUCUCGCCUUCGUGAUGCGCAACGCCCAGCGUGCACGCUUGGCCGAGCAGUACACGGACGGCGGCCAAGGCACCGGCAGCUGUCAGGCACGGCCGGUGGAUAUUGAGUACAUUUUGGUGCCCGGAGCCAACCACACGGAUGCCAUCAUUGAGGAGUGCCUGGCGGCGAAGGAGAGCCACGUGCUGGAUUUCUUGUGCUACUACAGCACCGGCGAGGAAAGUCGCGGGCGACGCAACAGCGUCCGCAGAGCUCGCAAUGACGAGGUCGAGACGGACGAGGAUGAGGGCCAAAUUGAUCCGUCAAAGCACCCCGAUGGCGUACUCGUCACACCUGUGCCACACUCCAAGCGGCCCCUGCUGAUGCGUUUGGCCAGCUACGUCUGUCCCUUCUGA